Messenger RNA from Tyto alba (common barn owl), 2867 nucleotides. It is a transcript of the gene KLF10, whose product is annotated as Kruppel like factor 10. NCBI's taxonomy places the organism in Eukaryota, Metazoa, Chordata, Aves, Strigiformes, Tytonidae. Gene Ontology annotation, molecular function: DNA-binding transcription factor activity, RNA polymerase II-specific; RNA polymerase II cis-regulatory region sequence-specific DNA binding. The transcript has 4 exons. Bases 258 to 1712 code for a protein of 484 amino acids. The record is from RefSeq and is a predicted model, not a curated record. Gene Ontology annotation, biological process: regulation of transcription by RNA polymerase II.
GGGGGGGGGGGACGGGGGGGGGCGGCACUGACUCAGCCGGCGGCGGGGACUUACCGCGCGCACGCCGCGCUGACACACUGGCCACGCCGCGGGGCAGCCGCCGAUCACGCGCGGGCGCUGGGCGCUCAUUGGCCGCCGACUCACACACCUUUGCCGGCGAUUGGCGGCGGGCGGGGGGGAGCCCCGCCCUCCUCCACUCACCCACCCCCCCCCCCCCCCCCACGCGCGCGCGAGGGGCCGGAGGAGCCGCCACCUGAAUGGGGAGCGGCGAACAAAAAGAGGGAAAUAAAGGCAGCGGGCGGAGAGCGGCGGCGGCGCGGGCUUCGGUCAGCCUCAGCUCCCCGUCACCGGAAGAAGAAAUGGAAAUGAUGAGUGAGAAACAGAGAGACACUAGGUAUUUCUGGAACAAUACUCCUGAAAAAAGCGAUUAUGAGGCUGUAGAAGCCCUUAUUUCUAUGAGUUGCAACUGGAAAUCAGACUUCAAAAAACAUGCAGAAAUGAGACCUAUAACUCCAGCAUCUGAUAUGUCAGAAGAGAGUGAUGAGACUUUGCUUCCUGGAGCAGCAGACUUUAAUGCGAUACCAGCAUUUUGCCUGACCCCCCCCUACAGCCCUUCUGACUUCGAGAUGUCGCAGAUGGUCCAUCCGGGGCCACCGGCACUCGGCAAGUCUCUGGCCGAGGCCGCCAAGCCUGCUCUGGCCGCACCUGGGAGAGAGGCGGAGAGGCCUCUGAAAGCUCAAGCCACGAGUGUGAUCCGCCACACGGCCGAUGCCCAGCUCUGUAACCGCAAAACCUGCCCGGUGAGAACAGCCAGCGUGCUGAAAUACCAGGACAGCGUUUUGAGGGAAACAAGCAGUAAACAAAGCGCUGAAGCAGAACAUUCGGUGCGUUCCGCCGUGGCGCCCAGCGGAGCCGGUGAUGAGAGCGGUGAACUGCCGGCGGUGGAAGGGAAGAACGCAGAACCCGCGGUGGGUCCGGUGGCUGUGGCAAAGCCCUCGGCUGGCGGGCAUCGGCCCGCCCCUGGAGCGGCGGUGGCGGCACUGCCGUGCCCUGCCCAAGGCAGCGGAGCCCCCCCCGUGCCAGUGAUUUGCCAGAUGGUCCCGCUGCCCGCAAACAACAACGUCAUGACGGCCGUAGUGCCCAACACCCCGCGGAGCCAGCAGCCGGCUCUCUGCCAGCCCAUGGUCUUCAUGGGCACCCAGGUUCCCAAAGGCGCCGUUAUGUUUGUCGUGCCCCAGCCAGUUGUGCAGAGCACAAAGGCUCCCAUUAUUAGUCCAAACGGCACGAGACUCUCCCCCAUUGCCCCUGCUCCUGGCUUCGUACCUUCCGCAGCAAAAACUACUCCCCCGGUUGAUUCUUCAAGAAUAAGAAGUCACAUUUGCAGCUACCCAGGAUGUGGGAAGACGUACUUCAAGAGCUCCCACUUGAAGGCUCACGUCAGAACACACACAGGAGAAAAGCCGUUCAGUUGUAGUUGGAAAGGCUGUGAGAGAAGGUUUGCACGGUCUGACGAACUGUCUCGCCAUCGCAGAACACAUACUGGGGAGAAGAAGUUCGCCUGCCCGAUGUGUGAGCGGCGGUUCAUGAGGAGCGACCACUUAACGAAGCACGCGCGUCGCCACUUGUCGGCGAAGAAGUUACCGAACUGGCAGAUGGAAGUGAGCAAGUUAAACGAUGUUGCCGUGCCGCCACCAUCCGCUGCCGCGCAGUGAAGGGACUCGCUCUGGAGACGGCGGAAUUAACUGUUGCCUCUGGGAUACGCUGGCUGAAAAAAAGGCUUUUGCUCCCGGCCUGCGGUUCUCCCGCACCGGCUGCUGACGGCAGAGCAGCAGAGAGACAAAGGCGGUCUGGGCCCCAUCACAAAAAAUGUUGCUGGGAGAACCGGCGGCUGACUGGGAGAGCGGGUGUCUUUUGUGCUGGUAAGGAAAGAGAGAAAGAGAAGGUUCUAGAGUAGAGCAGCACACAGUUUUGAAUUUUGCAAAUUAUUCGUAUAACACUCUAGAUCAGCCCCGUGCAAGUGUUUCUGAGGCUGAUGCUUGAGACCAGCUCUGGUUCUGACUCCCAGCUGUCAGCCUUCAGUACCGCACAGGCUAGCCAGGCGCAGGCUUGGACGCCCGCAGCGCACCUGCGCAACAUAAUCUAAAUCAGUUUUCCUACUUCUGCCACCUUUUCUUGGUAGGAAGCUUUUCCUCCUGUUCAUUCUCCGGCCCCGUCAUAAGCGAUGAUUCGGUGCCAGACUCCUGGAGGUUUCAGACCAGUCCCAGCUGUGUCCUGCUGCCCAGAGGGGCCGGGGCUGGGCCGGCGGGUGGGAUCCUUCUGAAUCCUCAUUAGCUUUGUAAUAUUUUCCCAGCUUCUUUGGCAAGCCUUGUGCUUAUUACAAUUGGUUAUACCUGGGCACCGUACCAUGCUCCUGCCUUUGUGUUGCUUACGGUUUGCUUUAUACCUUCUCGCCACGGUGUACCGCUGCGUUUUUCAUAAACCGAGUGCACUUUUAAGGAAAACAUUGUAACUGUAAACUGCUCGGGUUGAUUAAGGAGGAAACCCUGGAAUCCGAGGCUUCUUGAUCAUGUUAUUCUUUGAAAGAUGGUUUAUACUUCAAAUUAAAUGGAUAUAUUAUGUAUCGUGAUUCAAAAAGUAAAACGAAGCAGUAAAGACACCGGCCUAGAAUUUAAACUGUAGCUUUUGUGACAAAUAAUGCAUCGACUUCCACUAUUUCUAUUUUAUCAUAUUAUGUUGAGGACACAUAUCAGAAAGUGAACAGUUUGAAAAUAGUGUAUUAGAUAUGCUUUUUGUGACUACUUUAAAAAUUUGCACAUUUCUUAUGUUGUACUUUAUACUUUGUUUACAAUAAAACCAAUUUUCUUUAA